UAACCAUACAACAACAACACGCUGGUUUCAAACUAAGUUGUAAACGAAAGUAGCCGCGCAAAAUGCUCGCAAUGUCACAAGGUUUCUUCGACAAUCCAUACGCUCAAAUUCGUGCGCCACCAACGACGCUGCGUCCGCAACAUGGUGACAGUCCCAUUAACAGCACUUCGGCGCUCGAUUUGCAGACGUCGAGUCGAUCACAAGUGCCGCCACCACCGCCGCCGCCGCCGAGGUAAGGUUACGCCAAGCGGCGCAAAAGAAAAAAAUAAAUAAAAACGAAACCCCCAAAAAAACCAAAAACUUAAAUCAAAAAAGAGGUGGUCAGGCCGCCAAACAAAAGAAAGCCAACGAAGCAAAAAAAAAAAAAUAGAAAAAAGAAAGCAAGAAAAUAAGUCAAGUAAUUAAACGUCUUUCGAAAAUCUCCAACUUUCCAUACGAAAUUGUAUCAGUUUGUCUCUCCUCCAACGCAUAUCUUCAAUCAACAUCAAUCAAAUGUCGUGAGAUAUUUGGCGAAACGAAAAAUGAAGGAGCGCACCACAAUCAACAUUUGCUUAAAAACCUCUUUGAACGAAUUUUUAAAGAAAUUAAUUUUCUAGUUAAAAAUUUAAAACCAGCCACACUUUAAAGCUGGAUAUUUCAUAGUCAAAAAAUUUGCUUAAAAAUUUUACAAACAAAAUUCCAUAAAGCGAGCAACUUUAACAAACUCACCUUAAAAGCCUGAAGGCAACUUGCGUAUACGUAAAUAUAAAUGAGAAUUUUAAACGUUUUACAAUAACUCACACACACACCUAUGCUCGUACGUAUGAAUUUACGUGAAAUAUGUAAAUAGGUAAAGAAAUGGAGAAAUAGUUAAUAAAUUUUGGUUGGUAGAAUAAGUUUACAUGCAUAUUUACGAGUACAUACAGACAUAAGCGCAUAUGUGGAGCUCGCAAAUUAAUUAGAUGCAGAUUUCAAUGGCCGAAAUGGCAUGAAAAAUUCUAGCGGUUUGUAA
This is a messenger RNA of Anastrepha obliqua, 991 nucleotides long. Its product is annotated as sex determination protein fruitless-like. The record is from RefSeq and is a predicted model, not a curated record. The transcript has a single exon. Lineage: Eukaryota; Metazoa; Arthropoda; Insecta; Diptera; Tephritidae. The coding region runs from base 63 to 236 and encodes 57 amino acids.